This is a messenger RNA of Phytophthora nicotianae INRA-310, 1269 nucleotides long. RefSeq lists its product as hypothetical. The record is from RefSeq and is a predicted model, not a curated record. Gene Ontology annotation, cellular component: nucleus. Gene Ontology annotation, biological process: poly(A)+ mRNA export from nucleus. The transcript is spliced from 8 exons. Bases 1 to 1269 code for a protein of 422 amino acids. Lineage: Eukaryota; Oomycota; Peronosporomycetes; Peronosporales; Peronosporaceae.
AUGGGGAGCUCCGACGAGGAUGAGCGCAAGAAGCGCAGUAUCAACGAGAUGUUCGGCGACGAAGACUCGGACGACUCUGGAGACGAGCAGAUCCCUCGCACCACCACCACGACCACAGCCGACGCCUCUGGUUUAUUCGGCUCGGACUCGGAGAGUGACGACGAGGAGAAACCCGUCAAACGUCCAGCCUCUCCGCCCACUAAACGCGUCAAAAAAGAGGAGAAGCGUCGCGAUGAUGGAGACGAGUAUGACUCUGGAGAGGAGGCUGUGGCAACCAAGGAUGACGACGAUUUCAUCGACGGGGACGACGAUCUCGCUGAUGUACUGGGAGAAUACGCUCAAGACCGUCAACAGUUCGACGACGAGCGUCCACUGGACGAGCAGGAGCCGACACAGGAGCAGAAGGACGAUUUCUUCGACAGGACUCUCAAGUCUCUCAAGACUGGACGCUCUCGCUCCAAACUCAAUCUGUCGCCACAGGAGAUGGAGCAGAUCACACAAGAAGUGCUCUAUCGUAUGGACAAGGCUUAUGCUGAUGACCUGGCGAGUAUUGCGGAACGUCGACCGGCGCUCGAGAAGAUCAAGUUUGUGGACAACGCGCUGCAUAUUCUACGCAAGAUCCAGUUCCAACCUAUGCUGUUGGAUUUCGAUCUGCUCACGAUUGUGAAGAAGUGGAUCCAGCCUCUGGACGACGGGACGCUGCCGAAUGUUGGACUGCGCACCAAGAUGCUGGAGAUGGUCAGCAAAAUGCCAGUGUUUAAGGAACAUCUGAAGCGCAGUGGCCUCGGAAAAGUGGUCAUGAUGUUGAUGAAACACCCCCAGGAGACGCUUGAGAACAAGGAGCUUUGCCGUAGUUUGGUGGAGCGUUGGAGUCGCGCUGUGUUCAACAAGACGCUGGACUUCUCCAAACUGGCGGAACUGGAAGCUGAGAAGGCCGAAAACGAGAUUUAUCGCCGUCGUGAGCGCGCACGCAGACAGAAGAAGUCGAAGAACAAAGCGCGUGCUGCCGAACGUGAUGGUAACGUGUUCAACGGCCGCACUGCUGAUCCUGACGUGAAGCCAGACGUAUCAGAACGUGCAGAGCUACCAGAGCAGUUGCAUAUCGAUUUCUUGCUCCGUCCGCAGUCCAAGAUCGACAUGAACGCCGUGCAAGCCAAGAAAGUAGAUCCGGAUUCCCGCAAGGCGCGAUUGGCCAAGCGGAUGCAGGAGAUCGCGAGGCCUGGCAAAAAGAGCAAGCGCGCUACUGGCGUCAGCAUCGAAGGCAGAUAA